Vollenhovia emeryi is the source of this 485-nucleotide messenger RNA. RefSeq lists its product as uncharacterized. Bases 106 to 411 code for a protein of 101 amino acids. The transcript has 2 exons. Lineage: Eukaryota; Metazoa; Arthropoda; Insecta; Hymenoptera; Formicidae. The record is from RefSeq and is a predicted model, not a curated record.
AAUGUUGGUCAUUUUUUUGCUUCGUAAAUCUCUUAAGAAAAUUAUUCUCCGCUAUCCAUUCUCGUUUCUUUCGUCUUCUAUUAUAUUUAGUGAAUCGAGAUUAUCAUGAUAGUUCGAGUGAUAUUGUACGCCUCUACUUUUAUGUUGGCCACACGACACGGACGUCCAUUGGGCGUCCGAGGGACGCCCCGAGCUCUCCGGUUGGGCGCCCAUUUCCUGUCCCGAAUCAGAUGGACGCCUCAAGGGCACGCAACGGAUGCACCAAUGACCGCCCAUUUAACACCCAUUGGACGCCCAUUUUGGAGACACAGAGACACGAAAUGGAUGGUCUUUGGGCAUAUUUCAGAUUUCGUCAGCACUUACAUGCCGCUCAUUCGACGCCUAUUGGACAUCCAUUGGACAUCCAUCUGAUGCCCGUUAGGCAUCCAUUCAACGCCCGCGCGAUUCCUAUGGCCGGUAUUCAUAGUCGAUUCUUAUAUUCAAAA